Messenger RNA from Aptenodytes forsteri (emperor penguin), 1146 nucleotides. It is a transcript of the gene PARD6A, whose product is annotated as par-6 family cell polarity regulator alpha. The transcript has 3 exons. The record is from RefSeq and is a predicted model, not a curated record. Gene Ontology annotation, molecular function: protein kinase C binding. Gene Ontology annotation, cellular component: nucleus; cell cortex; apical plasma membrane. Gene Ontology annotation, biological process: centrosome cycle; regulation of cellular localization; establishment or maintenance of cell polarity. The annotation marks the transcript as partial. Lineage: Eukaryota; Metazoa; Chordata; Aves; Sphenisciformes; Spheniscidae.
AUGACCAACCUUCCCCGGCCCACGCUGCUCUGGAGCGGCCACAAAAGUUUCCUGCCAGACAGGGGGGAAAAACCGGAGGGAACGUGUAACCAGGAGGCUGGAAACAAGCGGCACGGCAGCGUGUCGCACGGCCAGGCUGGAAAUCGUCCCCUGCCGCCAGGGACGGCCCGGCGGCCUUUCGACGCUGAAUUUCGCCGCUUCGCCAUGAAGCGCUCCGUCGCGGGCAGCUUCCAGGACUUCUACCGCCUGCUGCAGACGGUGCACCAGAUCCCGCGGGUGGACGUGCUCCUGGGCUACACGGACAUCCACGGCGACCUCCUGCCCAUCAACAAUGAUGACAACUACCACAAAGCCCUGUCCUCUGCCAACCCCCUCCUCAGGGUCAUCAUCCAGAAGAAGGCAGAGUCCGAUGCCGGCGUCUUCGCCUCAAACUCCUUGCAGCGGAAGAAGAAGGGGCUGCUGCGCCCCACACACUACCGGGCAAAGCCUCACCUCCUCAUCGGCAUGCCCCAGGACUUCCGCCAGAUCUCCUCCAUCAUUGACGUGGACAUCCUGCCCGAGACCCACCGCCGCGUGCGGCUCCACAAGCACGGCUCCGACAAGCCGCUGGGCUUCUACAUCCGCGACGGCGUCAGCGUGCGUGUGGCCCCGCAGGGAGUUGAGAAGGUGCCCGGCAUCUUCAUCUCCCGCCUGGUGAAGGGCGGCUUGGCCGAGAGCACGGGGCUGCUGGCAGUGAGCGACGAGAUCCUGGAGGUCAAUGGCAUUGAUGUGGCUGGCAAGUCCCUGGACCAGGUGACGGACAUGAUGGUGGCCAAUAGCCACAACCUCAUCAUCACUGUCAAGCCGGCCAACCAGCGCAACAACGUCAUCCGCAGCAGCAAGGCCUCGGGCAGCUCGGGCAUGUCUACGGACAGCACCCCCAGCCAGCAGACCCCCAGCCCGGCCUCGCAGUACCUGAGCAACUACAGCACGGCUGAGAGCGACGAGGAGGGCGACCUGGUCAUCGAGAGCGACAGCACGCCCCACUACCUCCCCGGGGGCUGCCCCAACGGGGGCCCUGCGGACGGACCCCUCCAGCGGAGCCUGUCCCCGCACAGCUCGCGGGGCUCCCUGCAGUCCUUCGGCAGCCAUGAUGGCAGCCCCGGC